CCUCUUAACACCGUCCCCGCCUGUCAAUCGCCACCCAAAAUAAAAUAAGGUGCACAACAAAUACGUCGUGGAUAAGAGUAAAAAGAUACUUUGUAGGAUCGUAUGUAGCUAUCCUAUUGCUAUUCGAAUUGCUAUCCUCGUUCCAUUUUGUGUGUGGCGUGCGUACAGUUGAAUUUUUCAACAAGUUGCCAGCACAGCGCGCAACGCGACAUAAACACACACACAUACGCAUAGGCAAGCAAAGGCACAAACACACACACAUACGCAAAUACAAGCGCGCGCAGUGAGAAGAGAAAUAGCAACAGCAACAGCAAAAGCAAAAACAAAAGCAGCAACAACAAGAGGAGCAGCAACGUUUUUAGUGAUGUCAUCAGAAAUCGUCGUCCAACAACAACAACAUCAACAACAAUAUACAACCACAACAAUUUCAAACUGGCAACAUUGAAACGGAAACGGUCGCCAAACUGAAGCACUUAUCGGAGAGCGUAACGGUGCUGCUGAAAAUCGCUAAAAUGGACAGCAUCGUUGUCGAGGAGAAUGGCAACUCGGCCGCCUCCAGCGGCAAUGUCAACGAUGUUGAUGCCGCCGCAGCCGCCGUCGCUGCCGCUGCCGCCGCAGCAGCAGUCACAGGCGGUCAACUGCAACAGCAGCAACAACAACAACAGCAGCAACAACAACAGAACCAGCAAAGUACAACGGCGACGGCCAACACAAACAAUGCCAGCAGCGCGGCAUCCGUGCUGACCACAACCAACUGCAAUAUACAAUACCCUCUGACGCCGUUAACACACGGCCUACAGGUACAAUCCGUGAUACAGGCAGCCAAUCAUUCGGGUGUCAUACAAAGCGCCGCGGGAACGCAGCAGCAACAGCAUCAAAAUCAAUCGCUGGCCGACGCAACAGCGAUGCAUAAAGGAGGCGGCGGUAAUGUCGUCUAUGUGACCAAACCGGCAAAUACGACGGUUAUUCAUACGGCCACCGGCAAUGCAGUGCAAGUGCGUAACAAAAUCCCUCCAAACUUUCAAUGUAAGAUCAAACCCGAACCGAAUAUACCGCAUCCGGAGGAUACCGAUGAGAGUUUAUCGGACGAUGAUUCACAGCAUCAUCGAAACAGUCUGACGCGAAGGCCAUCGUACAACAAGAUAUUCACCGAAAUCAGUGGACCUGACAUGAGCGCGGGUGCAAUACUGCAAAUGCCUGAAGGCAUCGUACUCGGCUCACAGCUGAGCGGCAGUGGGGCGGGGGGCGGUGGCGGCGGCAGCGGUGGCGGUGGCAGCGGCGGCGGCGGUAACACAUCGGGCAGUCCACUGCUACACAUGGCGCCAGACUCGGCCUUCUAUUUAAGCAAUCGGAUAGCAUACAAUACCAAUACAGGCGGCAUUGCGGAAGAUCAGACGCGCAAGCGAGAGAUACGAUUGCAAAAGAAUCGCGAGGCGGCGCGCGAAUGUCGGCGAAAAAAGAAGGAGUACAUCAAGUGCCUGGAGAAUCGUGUGGCGGUGCUAGAGAACCAAAACAAAGCGCUUAUCGAGGAGCUCAAGUCGCUGAAGGAGCUCUACUGUCAGACGAAGAACGACUGAACGUGGUGGGUGCCAUUGCUGGGAUGGUCAGACAUCAGCGUCAGCAUCAGCAGCGACAGCGACAGCAGCAGCAGCAGCGACAACAACAACAACAGCAACGCCAGCAACAGCGACAGCAGCAGCUUUAUGUCAAAAAUUGCGGUCUGGCAACACUGACGAAAACAAAAACACAGAAACAACAACGAGGACGAAUACAAAGACACGAGGACAGCGACAAAAUCAAAGACAGAAACACAAAACAGAAUUGUAAGACACAAUGACGAUGGCAGCCAGCCGCAUAUCAUGGUUUACAUACAUAUAAAGCGCUAUAUGUAAUAUAAAUUAUCACAAAAAAAGAAACAAAAAAAAUUGAUCAUGUUGUUGUUGUCAUUACACACAGACACACACACACACACUGACAGCUCCACAAGUUGCUGUUCUGUUGGUCAAAUGUUGGCGAGAACAACAUUUGCAGGGCAACAAACAGCAACAGCAGCCAACAAACACACACACACAGCGACAGACAAACAAACAAACAAACACACACACACACACACAAUGUAAUUAUGUUUAUAAUUUACUCGUAAAAGUGUAAUAUUAUUUUAAAGCCUAUUUUUAUUGAUUUAGUUAUAUAUUUGCUAAUUAAAUUAUACACUACACAGUAAUUUGUACUGUUAAUUAAUUAUUAUUAUUUUUUAAAUAUUCAAACAUCAAUAUUUUUUUUUUUUUUUCGUCUAUUAUUCGCUACUUUGUUAUAUCAUAAGCUGAAAUCUGGAAUUUACAAAAAACAAACGAAAACAAAAAAGAAAAAAAAAAAAAACAAAAAAAAAAUGAUUAUACAAAGAAAAUGUGUUUAGCUAAAUUUUAAAUGCGGCGCCUAGCAAAAUUCUCUCUCUCUCCCACACAAGCAGCAGCAAAAGCCUUUCCCACACACACACACACGAAACACCCUGUAUCCCCCCACAUAGAAAAUGAAGAAGAGUGCGCAAAGAGAAUGAGAGUAAAAGCAUAAUUAAAAUUAAGUUUUAAAAUUUGUAACCUUUAGGCAGAGAAAACGAUCUUGAGUUUGAGAAUGAGAAUGAAAAGAAGCGUGUGAGAGACAUGAAAUGAAAAGAGUAAGAGAAUAUAUAUAUAUAUACACCAUAUAUAUAUAUAUCUGUGUUGUUGCAUAAUUUUACGUACGGCAGUUUCUUUCCAACACCCCUUAAACCCCUUCCCUUCCUCCCACAAACACACACACACGCACCUUCCCCUUAGCAUAGACUACACAAAAUUUUUUUUGUUCUCUGUGUGCGCAUACCGCAAAAACACAAUUGAUAUAUGAAUAUGAAUAUAUAUAAACGAAAAUUAUAUAUACAUAUGCAUGUAUGUAGUUAGCGAAUAUUUGUACACUAUUUGUAUUUUAACUGAUUUUGCGUUAAAGCUAAGCAAACGAAAGAAAUUGAAAAUAAACAAUGCAUAAAACAAGAAAAACACAAACAACAACAAAAAACAAAAUAAAUAGCUGCAAAUGCUCUGUACUUUUUGUGGCAAGCAAAAAACAUAGAAAAGGAACACAGCAAGAAAAAAAAACAAUAUUAAAAUAAAACAAAAAAAUCAACGAAAGCAUAGUCAUAUUUUGUAAUGUAAAAAGAAGUGCAAAUGAAGCGACUAGAAAACGAUAAAAUAAAAAACAAAACAAACACAUAAAAGAAAAACACAAAAAAAAAUGUCUCGUUAUCUCUUGUGAUCAACUCAGUUGUUAUAAAUGAAUUAAAAAAAAACACAAAAAAUUAAACCAGGCAAAGAAGAAUAUGCAAAGAAAUCAAAUAAGAAAAACAUGCAGCUUCCAUAAGUUGCAUGUCCGUUCUUUUUUUUAUAAAUGUAUGUACAUGAAAACAACACACACACACACAAAUAGAAAGGGAAAAACAAAAGAAAAAACAUUACAAACAAUUGAUAUAUAAAUAAAUACAUAUGAUAUAUGUGUAUCUAUAUUAUAUAUCUGUCUAUUUUUCAUGUCAAAAUCAAAGCGAAACAAUUUAUGAUUAACUGGAACGUAAAUAAUGAUUAGAUAAAUAAAGAUGGUAAACAAAAAUGAUUGUAAACUUUUUAGCAGUUCAGAAACGCGAUAUGAAUAAAAACAAAAAAAAAAAAAAAACACAAAAAGCAAAA
Drosophila nasuta is the source of this 3710-nucleotide messenger RNA. It is a transcript of the gene CrebB, whose product is annotated as Cyclic-AMP response element binding protein B. Lineage: Eukaryota; Metazoa; Arthropoda; Insecta; Diptera; Drosophilidae. The transcript is spliced from 6 exons. Bases 513 to 1577 code for a protein of 354 amino acids. Gene Ontology annotation, molecular function: RNA polymerase II cis-regulatory region sequence-specific DNA binding; protein binding; DNA-binding transcription factor activity, RNA polymerase II-specific. Gene Ontology annotation, cellular component: nucleus; transcription regulator complex. The record is from RefSeq and is a predicted model, not a curated record. Gene Ontology annotation, biological process: regulation of transcription by RNA polymerase II.